Molecule: messenger RNA, 693 nt
Organism: Saprolegnia diclina VS20
Lineage: Eukaryota; Oomycota; Saprolegniomycetes; Saprolegniales; Saprolegniaceae
Exons: 1
Coding region: 1-693 (230 amino acids)
Source: RefSeq, a predicted model, not a curated record
AUGGACCUCACGGGAGCCAAAACGUCGGGAACGACGGCGACAACACUGGCCCACGCCAUGUCGCCGGAGGCCUUAGCCGGGGCCUUGGACAUGCUCUCGAUUUACACCGAGCGCUACUGUGCGCCGGUGGUGCAGCAGUUUGUCGCAAAAGCGGGUCGUUUACUCCGUCACAUGAUGAGUGAAAGCCAGGUCACCGCCCAUACGGCCAGCUAUGUGGCCCGGUGGUUCGACUGGGCGCUCGAGUGCUUUCGCUUGGAUAUGGCAAACGACGUACGGGGCGACGCGGCAGUCCUCACGCAUUGGUUCUCGCACGAACACCUCCACACGAGCUCGCCGAUGCUCGUGUCCAUGGCCCGUUCGGCACAAGAUAGCCGCAUCCUCGAGCUCAUGGCCAGCCAAGCGAAACCGCAGCGCAGUCCCAAGACCAAAGAUGGCGUGGCCAAGGACGGCACCAAUCGGGUCAGCUCGUCGAUCAAGCAGCUGGUUCCCAAGCUCAACAAGAUGGAGCUCUGCUUGCGCUAUGUGUCCAACAAACGGUGUGAAGGCAAGCAGGCCUGCAAGAACCCAGGUCAAGGUCAGAAGCGGGCCCACUUUACGCCCAGUGAGCCGCUGGACCCCAGCGUAAUCGAGUACAUCAACGAGUCGCUGGGAGGUCUGCAGAAGCAAUUCAUCCAGCUCGACGCGUCGGCGUGA